Salmo salar (Atlantic salmon) is the source of this 2699-nucleotide messenger RNA. Its product is annotated as hematopoietic lineage cell-specific protein. Lineage: Eukaryota; Metazoa; Chordata; Actinopteri; Salmoniformes; Salmonidae. Gene Ontology annotation, molecular function: actin filament binding. The record is from RefSeq and is a predicted model, not a curated record. Gene Ontology annotation, biological process: regulation of actin filament polymerization; cell migration. Gene Ontology annotation, cellular component: cortical actin cytoskeleton; plasma membrane; actin filament.
UAGCAAGCCUGUAGCUACUUGCAUAUUAUCGGCCACGCGCAUUAUUUCCUAUAUCAACAGUUUGCGUGACUCUAUCCUCGUUCUGGUUGAGACUUGUGAAAAUAUACAUUUCUGAUAUUAUUGCAUCAAGGAAAUUUGUCUGGCAACGCAAAGAUGUGGAAGUCAGUGGUGGGACACAACGUGAGCUUAAAGGUUGCAGAGGGGGACGACUGGGAGACCGACCCUGACUUUGAGAAUGAUGUGUCAGAACAGGAACAGAGAUGGGGGGCCAAGACCAUUGAGGGGUCUGGUCGAAAAGAACACAUCAGUGUAUCAGAGCUGAGACAGAAGGUGUCCCAGGAGCAUGAGGUGGGGAAGCAGAAGGAGCGAGCGGAGGCUCCCAAGGCCUCUUACGGUUACGGAGGGAAGUUUGGAGUGGAGAAAGACCGCAUGGACAAGGGGGCAGUGGGGCAUGGCUACGUGGCGCCGGUGGAGCAGCACUCAUCCCAGACCGAUGCAAAGAGAGGAUUCGGGGGGAAAUUUGGAGUGCAGAAAGACCGUGUGGAUAAGUCUGCCAUGGGUUUUGAAUACAAGGGAGAGGUGGAGCAGCAUACAUCUCAGAAAGACUAUUCAAAGGGGUUUGGAGGGAAGUUUGGGGUGGAGAAGGAGAAAGUGGACAAGGCUGCCUUAGGUUACGACUACAAGGGAGAGACCGAGAAGCACCAGUCUCAGAAAGACUAUUCAAAGGGUUUUGGAGGGAAGUUUGGGGUGGAGAAGGAGAAAGUGGACAAGGCUGCUUUAGGUUACGACUACAAGGGAGAGACAGAGAAGCAUGAGUCACAGAAAGACUAUGCCAAGGGCUUUGGGGGACGCUAUGGAGUCCAGACAGACCGCAUGGAUAAAAGUGCAGUGGCCUUCACAGACAUGGAAUCCCCUACCUCAGCCUAUGAGAAGACACUACCAUUGGAGGCAUCAAGUGCAGGGGCAGGCAACCUGAAGGCUCGCUUUGAGAACUUGGCUCGGUCAUCAGACGAGGAGAACAGAAAGCGAGCGGAGGAGGAGAGAGCCAGGAGACAGGCUAGAGAGAAGAGAGAGCAGGAGGAGGCACGACGCAGACAACAGGAACAGAACAGCAGGGAGGAGGAAGCAGAGCAGCAUCAGCCUCCACCUGUUGAAGAGCAGAGACCUCCACCUGUUGAAGAGCAGAGACCUCCACCUGUUGAAGAGCAGAGACCUCCACCUGUUGAAGAGCAGAGACCUCCACCUAUUGAAGAGCAGAGACCUCCACCUGUUGAAGAGCAGAGACCUCCACCUAUUGAAGAGCAGAGACCUCCACCUGUUGAAGAGACCAACAGGAAGCCCCAACCACCACAGCUGCCCACUGCCAGGGCAUUGCCUCAGUUACCAAGAGAUGAACCUGAGCCAGUGGAGGAGCCAGACUAUGACCAGCCCCCGUGCCUGCCCCCACGGUCAAGUGACCUGCUGGAGGCGGAGCCACCUCAGGAGCAGACCCCAUCAGAACCAGAGCAGGAGGAUGAGGGAGAGUAUGAUGAUAUCUCACCAGUACCUUUCCCAGAACCUGAUCCAGCUGUGGAUAAUGACUAUGAGGACCUGACAUGCGGUCAGACAGCAGUGGCCAUUUAUGACUACCAAGGAGAGGCAGAUGAUGAGAUCUCCUUCAACCCGGAUGAUGUCAUCACCAACAUAGAGAUGGUGGACGAAGGCUGGUGGAAGGGACAGUGUCACGGACGCAUCGGACUUUUCCCUGCUACAUUCGUGAAAAUGAUGUAGUGAGCGUGUCUAUACAGUCUCCAACACACAGACAUAUACCUGAGCCCAUAGGACCUGUGGGUCUUUUCACAGUGGGAACAUCAGCAUAUUGAUCCUAUCUGACAGGUAUAGUUUGAUUGUACCAUGGGAGAAUCUCAAUUGCAUACUCCUCUAUCCUCACUUUCUCAAUACCCAUUGGAGAAGGGACCUCUGGCUCUCUCAUCCAAUGGGUUUUGAGGUGAGGAGGACGCAAGGAGUAUACAAUUGAGAUUCUCCCCAUGUGUUUUCUAAUCAAUUGAUUUAUAUCCGGUCAGUAGUCAUGACAUAUAAUGGACAGUCAUUGUGCUUCAUAUUGCUCAGGGUGGGAUGCAGGCCUUCCCCUUUAUAAAAGUUGAUUGCUAAAUGUUCCAGUAAUAUUCUCAUACACUUGCAUUUCAAAGGAUUAUGUAAGUCACUUAGCUAUGGAAUGUUAUGUUUAAAAACAAUAAUUAACUACAGAGAAUUGUAUUUUGGCUAUUGAUGGAAUUCAACUUGAAUUACAUGUUCAUAUGUAAGCAAAGCAAAAUAUCUGAAACACCAGGUUAAAAAGGUUCUUUCUAGAAUCAACUGCAUGUAAUCAAUAAAAUGUCAAUGUACAGAAACACAUUUAUUUACUCCAACGUGACAGCCAGAAGAUUACAUGGACAGUUUGUUACAUGUAUAAUGAAUGUCUUUGUAAUGAUGGGCUAGGCUACAGGAAGAGCAAAUCAAACAGGAAUGGAGCUACCAACAACAGGUAGCAUUAUUGGGGUAAAAUGUAAAGAAUCUACCAUCUUUUCUUCUGUAUACCACAGCAAUAAGAAAACAUGGCUUUCAUUCAAGUGAAGUAUGUCAAUGCAGUACUAUACCAUUGUGGCCAAAAAUACAACUCUGUUGUUUCCUUUCAUACAUUAAAAUGGGCUUACAGACAA